AUGUCCGAAAAACAAUAUCUCUAUGGCGGAGUUAACUAUACUUCACUAAUUCAAGCCCACACUGACAAUGUUCGAGAUACUUUUCGCGAAACGGCUAAAUUAAAACUGAUUACCAGUUCCGAAGUUUGGUUCUCUUAUUUAGAUAAAAGAAAUAUCACGGUUCAUACUUAUCGUAAGGAAAUUUUGGAUGGUUUAUUUUUCUCCAUAACCAAAGAAUUUUUAAAAGAUUUAGACUAUUUUUUAGCAAGAUUAGAAAAGGAGGCACCCAAAGUCAAAAACCAAGCCAAAGAAUACUCCGAUUUAGACCUUUGCUAUUAUGAAGAAAUAUCUUGGAACACUUUUGGUCGUCUGAAAGAAGAUUUAGAAAAGUCUUAUUUGCCUUUUAAAGUAGAUUUAGUAUAUUGA
This is a messenger RNA of Entrophospora sp. SA101, 405 nucleotides long. Lineage: Eukaryota; Fungi; Glomeromycota; Glomeromycetes; Entrophosporales; Entrophosporaceae. The record is from the annotation of a GenBank genome assembly.